This is a messenger RNA of Zasmidium cellare ATCC 36951, 1047 nucleotides long. RefSeq lists its product as uncharacterized. The record is from RefSeq and is a predicted model, not a curated record. The transcript has 2 exons. Gene Ontology annotation, cellular component: membrane. The coding region runs from base 1 to 1047 and encodes 348 amino acids. Lineage: Eukaryota; Fungi; Ascomycota; Dothideomycetes; Mycosphaerellales; Mycosphaerellaceae.
AUGGCCCUCUACUCCCCCAUCCACGUCCUCGACAACUACUACCUCAGCAUAACCCUCCUCAUCACCAUCGCCUACCAACUAAUCGGCUUCUCCCUCGCCUUCACCUUCAAAUUCGACAAACUCACCGACUUCAUGGGCGGCUCCAACUUCGUCCUCCUCGCCAUCCUGACCCUCUGCUUCAGCGGCACCACCACCGCGCGCCAGAUCGUAACCUCCAUCUUUCUGAUCCUCUGGGCCACGAGAUUAUCCGGGUUCCUGCUCUUCAGGAUCUUGAAAACCGGCAAGGAUGAUCGGUUUGACGAUAAGCGCGAUAAAUUCUUUCCAUUCCUGGGCUUUUGGGUUUUCCAGAUGAUCUGGGUCUGGACGGUGAGCAUGCCGGUGACGGUGCUCAAUUCGCCGAAUGUGCUGCGGUACCGCCAGCCGAGCUUCGGGAAGGCGACGGAUAUUAUCGGGGUGAUUUUCUUCACGGUGGCGUUUCUGAUGGAGGCUAUCGCGGACGUGCAGAAGUAUCGGUUUAAGAUGGGGCCUGGGAAGGAGCCUGGUGCGGUGUGUAAUGUGGGUUUCUUCAAGUACAGUCGCCACCCUAAUUACGCAGGUGAGAUCCUCGUGCAAGUCUCAAUCUACAUGAUCGCCGUCACCCCCGCCUCCUACGGCACUGUCCCCUCCAGCUCCGGCGCCUACGCCGCCCUCUACGCCUCCUGCGUCGGCUGGAUCCUGCUCACAACCCUCCUAAUGUUCGUCUCGGGCCUGCCGCUGCAAGAACGCCCGGGGGCCAAGAAACGCUACGAAAAGGGCGUCGGAUGGGAGGCCUACGCGCAGUACCUGCACGACACGAGUAUUCUGAUUCCGAUGCCACCCGCGAUCUGGAAGAGGUUGCCAGUGUUUGUGAAGAGGACGGUCGGGUUGGAGUUUGCGAUGUAUGUGUUUGAUCCGGCGAAGCAUGCGGAUGAAGGGAAGGUUGCGGAGAGGAGGGCGGAGGAGGGGAGGGAUGGGAGUGAGGGUGGUGAUGGUGGGGUGAGGGAGAGUCAUGAGCCGUUGAGGCAGUAA